Messenger RNA from Penicillium subrubescens, 1098 nucleotides. RefSeq lists its product as uncharacterized. The transcript is spliced from 7 exons. NCBI's taxonomy places the organism in Eukaryota, Fungi, Ascomycota, Eurotiomycetes, Eurotiales, Aspergillaceae. Bases 1 to 1098 code for a protein of 365 amino acids. The record is from RefSeq and is a predicted model, not a curated record.
AUGAAUGAUAUGAGACUUGAAGACUUUGCGCGACAGUUGUCUGAUCUCGAGGUCGCGCUUUUUCUCUCUCUUGCGGCGCGUGAACAUUGCCUCAUUGAGACAACGGGUGACCUGAUCGACGACCUCGCCAAAGAGCUAGCCUUGAUCUCUUCACGCACUUUUGAUUUCUCGUAUUCCAUCAUUGACUGUUCCACGGAAACGUCCAUUGAGGACUUUUAUGAUGAGAUCCUCACCGCGGAUGCCCGCAAGGGACAGGAGCGGCCGUCAUAUUUCAGAUUGAAGACUGGAUCUUCGAGCAAUCUUUCAACGUACAUGACCCCUCGGGACCGUGAUCAGAGCAGGUCCCCUGCUCCAAGAAGCACCGCCGAGGAAAUUAAUGUGGUCAACAUUGUCAUUGCGAAGAAUUUCAAUCUCGUUGAUGCUGAUAUUCAAGUGCAAGCUCUACAGUUAAUGCGAACCCGGAGGUUAGCCACCGAGCCAGGAAUGUUGAACGCACCCACAGAAUUUCUCUUCCUACCAGUGGUAGUACGAGAAAGUGAUCAGCUCGAUCCACCAUUGAAUACCCAUUUAAAUGAACAUCUCCUCGUUUCUCAUUUCUACAGCUGGGUAGAUGGCUUUGUGUAUCUCGAGGACGAUGAAUGGCUGUCCGAUAGUCAAUUGUCAGCUUCCUCGGUCAUUCACAAGCCAAGCUAUCAGCAGAAGAAAAGUGCGAAAAUUGAUGAAACGAUGAUGGAUAAGCUACGAGAAGCUAGUGAAUCCGUCACUACAAGCGCAGAAGUAGUCCGCUACAUCCAAGAUAUUGUUGUCUUCUUACGAUUGAGCCGCGCUGUGGGUGGUGGAGUAUCCGCCAAGGCCAACUUCCAACUCGCACGAUUUGCAGAGCUCCUUGCACCUUUACACGGUGUCGAUUAUCUUACACCUUCGAUCGUGGCUCUUGCCGCAAGAAAAGUCUUCCGACACCGCAUCGUUGUCACGGCUCCUAGUCAGGAUCGAAGUUUACAGUAUGGGAGUGAUAUGGUGGCUGUUUCCCAUACCUUGGCGGAUGUCACACCGGACUCAAUCCUGGAUGGCGUCCUGGAGCUAGAACCUCCCAUUUGA